This is a messenger RNA of Fragaria vesca subsp. vesca, 1117 nucleotides long. RefSeq names its product CASP-like protein At5g40300-like. Bases 90 to 923 code for a protein of 277 amino acids. NCBI's taxonomy places the organism in Eukaryota, Viridiplantae, Streptophyta, Magnoliopsida, Rosales, Rosaceae. The record is from RefSeq and is a predicted model, not a curated record. The transcript is spliced from 3 exons.
GAAGUACUUAAGAAAUGAAAAACAGUAAAAACCUUGGUAUCCCAUUCUUCAACUUCUCCAUCAUCACACGAUCACUGUAAACCCAGAAAAUGAAAAGCGAAACCCAACAAGUAUCAUCUAAAGACAAAAACGGAGAAGAAAAGCAUGGCAUCUCAGAAAAGUCAUAUUCACCUCCUCUCAGUCCUCUAAUAUUCCCCCAAACCCAUAACAAGCACUCCCCAUCUCCAUCUUCAUCACCCUUACACGAUUCAUCUCCAAGUCAUGAAGAAAUCUACCACACCAAUGAGUUCAGACUCACACCACCGGAGGAGCAGACCCACCACCACUCUAAGUUUGCGCCGCCACCGGCCGUGGCGGCCCAAACGAAAGACCAAGAGGGGGGGGGAGAGGCUCAAGAAGGAGUAGAUAGGAAAACUUUGAGACCCUCUUUGUCGAUAUUGAAGAGGGCGAGAAGGCAAAGCUUGGUGAGGAGGGCUAUGUUGGGGUUAAGGAUUUCGGGAAUUUUGUUUUGUAUGAUCUCUUUCUCGGUUAUGGCGGCGGACAAGAAGCAGGGUUGGGCUUCAGAUUCUUUCUCUAACUACAAGGAGUUCAGGUACUGCUUGGCAGUGAAUGUGCUAGGUUUUGUGUAUUCAGGGAUUCAAACCUAUGAUUUAGUGUAUUACUUCACCACGGGAAAACAUGUAGUACAGCACCAUCUCCGUUACUACUUCGAUUUCUUGAUGGAUCAGAUUUUGACCUACCUUGUGAUAUCGGCAUCUUCAUCGGCGGCGACUCGGGUGGAAGAUUGGGAGUCGAAUUGGGGCAAAGACAAGUUCCCUGAUAUGGCACGAGCGUCUGUGGCAUUGUCCUUCCUUGCCUUCUUUGCAUUUGCCUCUAGCUCUCUCAUUUCUGGUUACACCCUCUGUACUCUGAAAUCUAUGUAGAUCAUUUUCUACGUGUACCACGGUCAACUUUUAACUCCAUAAAUUUUCUCUGUGUAAAUCAUAAAAUUUGUGAACUACCAUCCAUCAUUCUUUCUUUCCAAUUUUGAUGAGUAUUUGUGAAUAAAGUGACAUAUUAUACGAACCGUUUCAUUAUAACUUGUAUGAAUGUUACCUCGUUAUGGAUGAUUUACUCC